Messenger RNA from Bipolaris maydis ATCC 48331, 696 nucleotides. The record is from RefSeq and is a predicted model, not a curated record. NCBI's taxonomy places the organism in Eukaryota, Fungi, Ascomycota, Dothideomycetes, Pleosporales, Pleosporaceae.
AUGAUAUUAAAGAAGAUGUUAUUUAAAAAUCUCGCUAAAUGCUGGAAAAUCCUACGUGAUCUUCAUUCUUUAUUAUUUGUACCUAGUCCAAUAUUAUUUUCUGCUCGUUCUACUAAAGGGAUUGUACGUUUGUCCCCUAGUGAGAGAGCAUUAGUUAAAUUACCGACGGAAGUCGAAGAAACAUUGACAGGUAUAUUACUUGGUGAUGGCCACAUUUCUCGUAGAUCAUCUACUGCUAACUCUAGAUUAAUAUAUGCACAGACAGCGGUUACACAUAAAGAAUAUUUUGAUCAUGUAUUUAAAAUAUUUUUACCUUUUUGUGUUAACGCUUAUGUUCCUCAAUCUAAGAUAGUAAGAGAUAAUAGAACUAAAAAAACUUACAGUGCUAUAUCUUUCACGAGAAUGCAACUUCCUUGUUUUAAUGUAUAUAAAGAUUGUUUUUAUAAUUUAAAUGUGAAAAUUGUACCUAAUUAUAUAUAUGAAUUGUUAACACCUAGAGGCGUUUAUGCUUUUAGUACUACAGAUGUAGAUAAACUUAUGUUUACAUUACAAGAUAAAUUCAAUCUUAAAACAUCCAUACAUUAUAACAGGGAUAAGAAACCUAGAAUUUAUAUAUUUAAAGAAUCAAUGGAUACAUUGAUAAAUUUAGUAAAACCUUACUUUAUUAAAGAAAUGUUAUAUAAACUAGGUAUCUAA